AUGAGAGGUGUAGACUUCUGUGUUAGUGAUUUUGUUAGGAUGACAGGAUACAGUAUAGCAAGGGGGAUACAGGUGUUUAAGCCAUUAGUACUAUGGAUUGAUUGCUUAGUUGUAUAUAAAAAGAUAAUGUUUUCCUAUUUUCAUAGUGUUAGUCAGACACUGUAUCGUAGCCUUGUGGAACUUUUAGAAUACGAAGGUGAAGAUAUGGAAGACGUCUUCAUGCAGACUUUCAGAGUUGGUUACCAGGAUGUCUUUGGUACCAGUCUUACUCAUGACCUGAAAGCGGAUGGAGGAAACAUUUUUGUUAACCAGUCAAGCAAACAUGAAUUUGUAGAACUUUAUGCUGACUUCUUGUUGAACAAGAUGGUUGAGCGACAGUUUCGAGCGUUUAGGCGGGGCUUCAAAUGGUUUCAGAGACUCUCCCCUUUAAAUCUUUUUUGA
Penaeus monodon (black tiger shrimp) is the source of this 441-nucleotide messenger RNA. Its product is annotated as ubiquitin-protein ligase E3A-like. Gene Ontology annotation, biological process: protein polyubiquitination. The transcript has 3 exons. NCBI's taxonomy places the organism in Eukaryota, Metazoa, Arthropoda, Malacostraca, Decapoda, Penaeidae. Gene Ontology annotation, molecular function: ubiquitin protein ligase activity. Bases 1 to 441 code for a protein of 146 amino acids. The record is from RefSeq and is a predicted model, not a curated record.